UACGUUUGCCUACAUGUAUGAGUAUGAGCGCUUGCGCGGGUGUAGAACUAUGUGAACAGGUGAAGGAGUGAUCUGUUGGUUUUUAACCAGGAUUGAAAUUCAAAAUUUGAAGGAAUCUAAUGACAAACGAAACGUGAGCUGGUGUGCAGGAAAGAUACAAGGAAGUGAGAGCUGACAAGAUGUACAGUGGGAAGAAAAAUACACCAGCUUCUACAUCAGAGCUUGGUUUAACAAUGAGACUAAGCUACAAUUUAUUACCUGAUGUACAUGAUGAUGCAGUUAAUGAUGAGCUUGUUGAAGCUCUUCGGCAGUGCUUACAAGAAGUCAGCAGACAAAGACUACGCUCUAUCCUCAUCUUGUUCCGUCGUCAAGCCAAUCAGGAAAAUUGUCUAGCUCUCAAAGAUCUUGUCAGUAUACUUAAUGAGAACAAGGUUAAGUUAAGAAGUCGUACUACAAAACUUCUUCAAAUAAAGUUUAAUAAGAAGCAUGGGUUGGAUUAUGAGGCAUUGUGGAAGCUUAUGGUAGAAGCACAGUCCAGAACAGGUCGUGACAGUGUACUUGCAAUGCAUGGUAACCGAGAUGGUCAAGGCACAUCAGGUAGUCAUCUUAAUAGUGUAAUUAGUGAUGCUCAAGACAAGGAACUAUUAACUAAGCUUCAUAAGGUCUUACAGACCAGUGAUGGCUUUGAUCUACAGGAGAUUAGAGCUAAAUGUAAAACCAUCGAUGUUACACAACAUGGUCUCAUUCCUAAGAAAAAGCUUCGUUUAAUCUGCAGUGAAUAUCAUCUUCCUGUAGUUGGUCCACUGUUAUCUACUCUCAUGACCAGAUGUGAUGAUGAAAAGAAUGGAAACAUAAGCUGGCCAGAGUUCUUAUCAAUGUUAGAGAAAGCAGUCCAUUUUACCAACAAUGUUCCAACUGGCAGACCUAAAUCAGUGGCAUCAUCACAGAAAUUCACAUCUCUCUCAGCCAGUGCAAAUGAUAAUUCCAAUAGUAUGGUCAAUAAUAAGGCGAACAUGGGCAAAUCAGAACCUGUUAAGAAAGAACGAGCUCCCUUGAAGAAGCAGAAGAGUGUGACCUUUGAUUCCAAACCAGCUAUUCCUUCUGUAGACAGUGGGGUAUCUCUUACAGUGGGCCAGAGUGUUGAGAUGAUGGGGGAUGAUGAUAUGGAGAAUGAAUUCUUGCGUUCUGAACAAAGACGGAUCAGUGGUCCAUCAAGUGAUUCUAUUCCUUCAGAUCUUCAUCAAGAAACACCUCUGAAUGUUUCAGAGGAUACCAAGAUGAAGGCUACACAGGAAAAGAAAACUAAGGUUGAUCUUUCAGCAACUCUCCCAUCACCUCCUACACAUUUACCUGGUGUCACUAAGAAGCAGAGCAGACCAUCAACCAGUAGAGUGCAAUCAGCUAAACCUAAACCAACCAAUAAUAGACCAGCUAGUAGGUCAGCUGCAAGGAGUGCUAAGAAGGUCAAAGUACCAGAAGGAGUAGGAAAAGCUUCUCCAAGAGGAGCAUCUGUGUCUACUGCAAAGAGCAAGGAGAAGAUAGCGCUAGCCGAGAAGAUUUCUAGUCCAGUUAAAGAAAAUAAGUCUCAAGAAGAAGAAGGAAAAGAUGAGGCAAUUUCUUUGAAUCAGUCCAACAAUUCUGCUUCUUCUGCUGUUACUUCUGCGACAACAGUUGGCAAUGUGGGCAUCUCUGUUGAUUCAGAAAUUAUGACUAGUGAGAAGCAAGGUGAGAUCCCAGAGAAUACUGAGGAUGAUGGUGUGACUAAGGAAGAACCAGCACAGUCCAUAGAAGAUACAUCAUCUAGUUCUACCCUUCAAAAGAGUGCUUCAAGCCCCAGUAUAGCAUCCACACAAAUCAGUCAUGUCUCACAUGAUUCACAAGAUUCACAUACUUCAUCACAAGAUCAAAGUGUUGAGUCUGGAAUAGCAAGCCAGGUUUCUCAAGACUUGAGUUCACUUCAGUCCAUACCAGCCUCUGACCAGCCUCUUAUUUCAUCCAACAAGCCAGCUUCAGAUUCUCGUUCUGUCCGCUCCUUUGCUAGCAGCAUGGGGGAGGAUAAGAAGAAGAGUAUGGGAUCAUCUCUCAUGCAGUCUUUCAAAAGUCUUAUUAAGAGAGGCAAGAAAGGAGGAGAAGAAGAUGAAGAGAUGGAUGGAGGAGAAGAAGAAGAGCUACUGAUGUUAGAAGGAGAGGAUGAUUAUGAUGAUGAGAAGUUUGAUGAAUUGGACAGUGAAAUAGAAGAUAUGGGAGUACAAAGUAAGACUGAAGUGGAGAAAGAGCCUGAGGAAGAAACAGAACAAGAGGAGGCAGUUACUGAUGACCCUAAGCCUGAGAUCAAUAAAUUAGAAGUCAUAGUUCAAGGAAAGCAGAUCUCAUAUUAUAUACCAGACAAAUAUUCAAAGAUGCAGAGUCUUCCUGAUCCACCAAAUGCUGAGUUACAACUUGACUGGGUGUAUGGCUAUCGUGGGAAUGACUGUAGAGGCAAUCUUUUUGAAGUAGCUGAUGGAGGAGAGAUUCUAUACUUCAUGUCUAAUAUUGCUAUUAUGUAUAACCCAACACUUAAUACCCAAAGACAUUAUACAAAGCAUACAGCUGAGAUUCGAAGCAUGAACGUUCAUUCAGAUAACAUCACCGUGGCAACUGGGCAAGCAAAGGGACCAGCAGGGUCAGAGGUCAAGCCUAUGGUUCAUUUAUGGAAGGUGAAUACUCUGGAAACUCUGUUGGUUUUUGAAGAUGACUUUGAGAAUGCCAUCAUAUGCUUGGCCUUUUCACCUCUCCAGGACUACCUUUUGGCAGUUGAUCAGAGCAAUAAAAACACCUUAUCAGUUUGGAAUUUCAAGACAGGUGAUAAGAUGACAUCAAUUACAUUGAACACAACAGUGGUAUGUCAGGCAAGCUUUCACCCCAAGGAUUCUGGUAAGAUAAUUAGCAUUGGUAGAGAACAUCUAGUUUUCUGGGAGCUUAAAUCUGAUGGAGAGGAUGAAGCUGAGACACAUGUAGCACAGACUAUGGCAGCUAAUUUUGAGAACAACAUGAAGGCUAAAUAUAUUAUCAGUAUGUCAUUCCGUGGUAAUGGUGAUCUAAUAACUGGUGAUUCUAACGGGACUAUCUAUGUCUGGCCAUCUGGUGGUAAUACUAUCUCGCACACCAUCAACCAUGCUCAUGAGGGUCCAGUGUUCACCUUACAGAUGAUAGGUAAGACUUUGGUUUCAGGUGGUCGAGAUGGAUUCAUUAAAUGUUGGUCACUAGCAGGCAAAGGUGCAGACUCUAAUGGUAAACUUCAGAUACCUAAGCAAGAAGGCGGUAUUCGUACAGUACUUCAUACUGGAAAUAAAGUUUACAUCGGUACUACCAUCAACUCACUCUUAUCUUUUGACUUGAAGGAUAAUACAUUCAUUGUGAAUGGAGAGGAAACUACUAAUUGUGUGACACAAGCUCACUAUGAAGAGGUUCACUGUAUGUCUGUUCUAUCUGAUGACCAGUUUUUGACCGGUAGCUAUGAUGGUACAGUGUCUCUCUACAACUUCAUUGACCAUCGUCCACUCUGGAGAUACAUGGUCAAAGGGACUAAUAUCCAUUGUAUGGAUGUCCAUCUUGAUACAGGUCUGGUUGCCUUGGGAACUAAGGAUGCAAAAAUGGGUAACAGUUAUGAUAGAAGUGUCGUCAUCUUGAUGCUUGGUCAAACAACAGAGGAUGCUGAGGUGAAUCGUUUCAAGCUAGGUAAAGGAGCGGCAUGUUGCCUCAAAAUAUCACCAGAUGGUAAAAUGAUUGCUGUUGGUUGCCAAGACAAUCAAAUCCUUAUACUCCAAGCUCACAACAAAGGCAGCACUCUGGAGAUGAUUGGCAAGUUCACAGGUCACAGUGGACCAAUCACAGGGCUAGACUGGUCAAAAGACAUGACUGGAGAAGUGGAGCCUAGCUAUCUGGUUCAAAGUAGUUCAGACCAGAUAGAAUAUCUGAUAUGGAAUAGUAAGACGUAUGAAACUGUUGAGAACCUGGAGGAAGUCUAUAAUGUUGAUUGGUCAUCACAGCAAUGUCUCAUGGGGUACCCAGUAGCAGGUAUUUUUGGAAAAGAAGAAGGACUUCAACAAGCCUCAGUAGAUGUCUGUCAUGAUGAUUGUCCAUUGGUUGUUGCAGGGGGCUAUGAUGGUUAUAUUCGUCUUUACACAUAUCCUUCUACUCAUUCUGAGGCUCAGUUCAAGCAGUUUGCUGCCCAUCCUCAUUGUGCAGUGUGUGUACGGUUCACAAGGUCUUCUCAACAAUAUCUCUUAUCAGCUGGAUCCAAAGACUAUACUGUCUGCCAAUGGAAAAUUUUGUCUACCAAGGAGUGACUUUCAAUUUGCUCACCAAUUUAUUCCAGUCUUCUCUGCUCAAAGUCAGAACAUGAUGUUCCAGGGGCUAAGAGCUUUGGCCUUUUUUUUUAAUUGCUUACAAUAGGAAAAUAUGAAUAAAUUACAGGACGUAUGUUGUUUUUAUCACAUUGUAAGUCAUUGGGUGAGUAAUAACGUAGGUAGACCUGACAGACAUAAUCAUUUUUUUUUUCUUGGCUGAUGUGACAACAAAUUAAUUGUAUACAUUUAUUUUAUAGUUGCAUGGAACAAUCAAUAUUUAAAAUGAAAUUAAACAGAUGUAAUAUAUAUAGUGUUUAGAAUAUUACAUAACUCAUUACAAUACAUGACAUAUAUUGGUAAUACUCCGGGGGGGCACUUCCAUUCACGAGUGGAUACCAUGCGCGACCAUGGGGUCUUGAAAAGCAUCCUAAACAUGU
Molecule: messenger RNA, 4765 nt
Organism: Lytechinus variegatus (green sea urchin)
Lineage: Eukaryota; Metazoa; Echinodermata; Echinoidea; Temnopleuroida; Toxopneustidae
Exons: 30
Coding region: 180-4328 (1382 amino acids)
Biological process (GO): microtubule cytoskeleton organization
Cellular component (GO): mitotic spindle
Molecular function (GO): microtubule binding
Source: RefSeq, a predicted model, not a curated record